AUGGGCAUAGCGGUGGACCGGCUGUUGGAGCCGAGUCGCGUCCCCGAGGAGCUUUUCUGCCCUAUUUGCAACGACCUUAUCGACCCCGCUGACGCCACGGAGGUGACCAAGUGCGGGCAUGUGUUCUGCGGGACUUGCAUCAACCAGGCCAUGCAACACUGCAGCGAAUGCCCGCAGGACCGGCAGCCGAUAACAGAGGCACACCUGCGGCUAGCCAGGGAGCACAACCGCUUUGUGUACCGCCUGCUCGGCAGGUCCAGGAUCCGCUGCGUGCACCACGCGUUGGGAUGCGGGUGGACGGGGGAGGUGUCAGAGGACCGAUCACACCGGGCCACGUGUCCCAAGGAGCGGGUGGCGUGCACGCACUGCAGCGCUGCCGUGCGCCGCGACCACUUCACUGCCCACGCUGCCUCCUGUCAAGCGUGCAGGAAAUGCAGUGAGAAGGACGCUCAGAUUGCCACAUUGCUGCAGGAGAAGCUGGCUGUUUCCAAGAAGUUUCUGGAGGUGUCGGAGUCACUGCGAGCCAAGCAGGUCCAACCUCUCGGCCCCAUCCAGUCAUACCAUCGCUACAGCAUCCUCCCUCUCGCGCACCUCCUCUCCACAUGGCUAACCAACCCUCCCACACACCCUCACCCCGACCGCAACCUGGUCUUCGAGAGCGUCAAGCGCUGCCACGACGACGCGCAGCGCUUCCGAUACGAGGACCCGUGUAUGUUUGACUCCCAGCUGCUGCUGCUGCUGGCGGCUGCUAAUGCCACGGAGUGGUUUUCGGAGAAUCAGAAGGGGUGCAUCCGGCGAUGGCUGUGGGAGGUUUCGCAGCAGCACUUGACGUGA
This is a messenger RNA of Closterium sp. Naga37s-1, 834 nucleotides long. NCBI's taxonomy places the organism in Eukaryota, Viridiplantae, Streptophyta, Zygnematophyceae, Desmidiales, Closteriaceae. The record is from the annotation of a GenBank genome assembly.